Molecule: messenger RNA, 624 nt
Organism: Symbiodinium pilosum
Lineage: Eukaryota; Dinophyceae; Suessiales; Symbiodiniaceae
Source: the annotation of a GenBank genome assembly
AUGGUCACACAGAUGCGCAAGCUGAUUGCCCUGACAAUGCUUUGGGGAUGCUUGUGCGCAUCCCCAGCUGAGAGUCCGCAGGAUCCGAGGAUGAUGCGGUACGAAGCACGGAUCGAUGCUGAAGGUGAAGCGCAAGAUGUUGUGCCGGUUUCAGACCACACUGCCCAUCACCGGGCAAGAAAUCAAGCUGCUUUGAUGGCAGGAGAUCAGAGCGCAGAGGCUCAGGCCGCGACGACAACGCUGUAUCCUCCCAAUCCAAAAGGACCUCUGGACAUCGAUGACUCUGCAUGGACCCUGCUUUUCAAAGCCAAGCUGGGUGCGCUGUUUCCUGUGCUCAUCUUGUUCAUGUUGACGUUCUGUUUGCUGGCCCUGUCCAGCUGCAUGUUCUUCAAAGCCAAGAAGGCGGAGGGGGAGGAGGCGGAAGAGCUGAAAGCGCAGGCAUGUGGGCCUGAGGGACUCGAGGAAGAUCUCUAUGGACUCGCGAUCGCCUCCGUAGUUCGGGACACGCGGUCCUACUGCAAAGGCUACUCAUCCGCUGGCUUGAUGAUCGCUCGCAUGGGAGUCUCCAUUAUGAUCUUGGUGCUAGUCCUGAUCCUGCAGAUCUACCUCAUGGCCAGCCUAAAG